This is a messenger RNA of Symbiodinium pilosum, 1023 nucleotides long. The record is from the annotation of a GenBank genome assembly. Lineage: Eukaryota; Dinophyceae; Suessiales; Symbiodiniaceae.
AUGGUAGUCUGGGCGGUUCAGAAGCCAUGGUUGAAGCAGAACCUCCCAUACCGGGCCCACUUCCCGACCUUUCCGGGCUUCCCGGGCGGCGGCAACUGGCAGCAGCGGAAGCCUCCUCCUACAGUUCCCGAGAACUUCCAGGUGGACUCCAAUGCCCGCCAUCAGGGCACCUGCGUCUACUACCAUAGGUGGAGGGGCUACGGGUUCUUGGAGCCUACGCAUGCGGGCACGGUCCCUACGAACAAAGUCUUCGUCCACUGGAAGCAACUUACCAGCGAUGACCGCUUUCCAUUUCUGGUAAAGGGCCUGGAGGUGGAGUUCAGCCUCAUGGUGUCCAAAGACUUCCAGCGGGGGCUCAACACGCUCCGGGCGAAGAAUGUUACUUUGGUCGGAGGGGAGAGCAUCGCGCUCCAGGAUGAGAUGGAUGCGACUGAAAAACAAUUCGUGGGCGGACAGCAUUUGAGGUAUACCGGCACCUUGAAGUUCUAUUCGCCAAGGCACGGAUUUGGUUACGUCAUCAUGGAUGAAGGAUAUGAUGUUGAUCCAAGUGUUCCGCUUGAACUUCGGGUGGAUCACGAAGAGGUGAACGCUGCAGGGCAGCAGCCCGUGCAUAUGCGCAGCAUUGCAGUAGAGUUUGGCAUCUACCGGACCGACCGGGGCCAGUACAAAGUAUACAACAUGACCUUGCAAGGUGGUCAUCCUCUGACCCAGGAUGCGCUGGAGAACCGUAUCUCCAUGGGCAUGGGUAUGUACAGAGGUCAGAUCGCAUUUUGGAACUGGAGGCAAGGCUAUGGGUUCAUUAGACCAGAUCCGACUUCCAUCUUGCCAGAGAAGGUGGUCGCGCGCCUGGUAGAGCAAGCGGACGCCGCACGCCAGCGCGGCAAGCGGAUUGCUGAGGACAACCUCCUGUAUUUCCGGCGGCCGGACGUCACACCCAUGCUGAUACCGCAGCAAGGGAUGCAGGUUGGGUUCCAGGUCUACAUUGAUGACAAAGGAGCUGGAGCCUGUGACAUCACGGCCUAG